Lindgomyces ingoldianus is the source of this 572-nucleotide messenger RNA. RefSeq lists its product as uncharacterized. NCBI's taxonomy places the organism in Eukaryota, Fungi, Ascomycota, Dothideomycetes, Pleosporales, Lindgomycetaceae. The transcript is spliced from 2 exons. The record is from RefSeq and is a predicted model, not a curated record. Bases 72 to 572 code for a protein of 166 amino acids.
ACGCACUUCACCACGCUCAAGAAAUACUUCGAAACACAUCGAAAACUACGACACACUUCAUUGCUUUGAUCAUGUCACUCGAAAGUCUUCAAAACAAUGGUCUUUUUGUCAUCCUUUUCCUGCGAACUUCACCGCACACGACGAACAAUUUCCAUUGGGGACUCUAUCUACACCGUUUUGGAAAGCGAGGAGGAACCAAGUAUCACAUUAAACAACAGGGUGCUGGUUGGAUUACAGACCACGGGAAUACUGCUGGUGUCUUCAAGUCUUUCUUGCUCGUUGGACUCUUCCAAAUCGCAACCAUCCGUGAUGGUUGGGAGGACUAUGUCGACCAACAACUCCGAACAUACGAUUCUUCACUGAACAACUCGCCCAAUAUCACCUGUCGCGUCUGGGUCCUUUGGGUUCUGGCGUUACUGCAGAAAGAAGUGAACGGCUACAAGCUCCUCAAGUGUGCCGAUCUAAGUGCACUAGAGGCAGAAAUCAUGGAGUGGGGGAAUGCGAACGCCGCAGCCGCCGAUGCAAACCAACAACCUCGACCAGUCGCAGUUUCAAAAUACAUUCAGGGAUAA